Molecule: messenger RNA, 1492 nt
Organism: Ananas comosus (pineapple)
Lineage: Eukaryota; Viridiplantae; Streptophyta; Magnoliopsida; Poales; Bromeliaceae
Exons: 8
Coding region: 393-1202 (269 amino acids)
Source: RefSeq, a predicted model, not a curated record
UCGUCCGCCCUAAAAAAACCAACUAUUCCGGAUUCCUUCCGCUGCUUUUUCCUCGUAGCUCGCCGCUGCUGCGGCUGCCGGCUCCCUCCCGCGAAUUCGGAAUGCGGUUCGGCCGCCGGCAUCCCUCCAGGCGAGUGCGGUGGCAUACAGAGGGCAGCCCAGUCGCGGCCGAUGGAUGGGCCGUCGGGCGUCCGUCCGGGCGCCUCCCAGAGGUAAGGUGGGCGCCGGCGGGGGAGGCUCCAACCGCACAAAAUAGAUUCCGCGCCUCCACCGACAUUCAGGGAGAGAGAGCACUAUAAAUAUGAGAACAGAGGAGAGGAGUCCCGGAGCUCGGAGUGUUCUGAAUAAUACAUCAAAAUAAAGAGAAGAAAGAAAUCCGAGGCUCAUAAAAGAUGGGGGCGGAAAUAUUUCAUGGCGGUAAAGAGGACACAUGGUUAGUAGAUUUCCUGCGGACAAGCUUCUAUGAACCUUGUACUCAUGGAGGUUGCUACAAAGGAGGUGCUAGCACAAUUUACUGCACUGUUUGUAUGGGCAGUCCUUUUUGCCUUAGCUGUAAAGGCCGACACGAAAACAACUUUAAGGACCAUAAGCUACUAGAGGUUGUCAAGGCAAGUCAUUAUGUUGCAGUCAAGUAUAAAGACAUUAAGGAAAUCUUGCAGGUUGAGGGAAUCAGAAUCAAUAUCAUCAAUUCAAACCAGAUCCUUUUUCUUCGAUGUAGGCAAACUAAGAAGGACACGGGUUCAAGGAAAGGACACUGCAAAAGAUGUAACUGGCCUUUGGACAAUAAAGGUUCAUAUUGCUCGAUUGAGUGCAUGCUACUUGAAAAGUCCCCACACUUACAGGUUGAGCUAGCAGAGUGUAAUAAUCCAUCUACCUCCUUUUCUUCAGCAAAAUUGACAUAUCAGGGAACCUCCCAAAGGAGAAAGUUAGAGCGAGGAAAAUCAACUAUGCAAUCUGUUUUAGAAGCUUCAGAGGGAACCUCCCAAAGGAGAAAGUUAGAGCGAGGAAAAUCAACUAUGCAAGCUUCAGAGGUUCCUGUGAAGUUACUGCAUGGAGGAUCUCAGCCACUGGAAAUAGAACCAGCCUGCCCGUCAAAAGAAGUGGCUGGGUCAUCCGAAAUAGAAGCUAUCCACAAAAAAGAUGCACUUAAUUAUCGAACUAGGAAUAGAAAGGGAGCACCUUGUCGGUCGCCUCUUUUCUGAAUUUUUAACCAAUCACAAUUUUUGCUAACUAGAACUGAGACGCUAACAGGAUAUGGAUAUUUAGUUAUUGAUGCAUAGCUGUAUUGCAACAUUACAACUUUGAAGUACAUAUUUGAUGCUCUAGGAUUGAUGGUUUUUUUAGAUACAAAAGAAGCAUUGUUAGCCAAUUUCCUUUUCAUUUUCCCCACUUUUUGAACUGUGUAUAAGAAUUCACAUAUGCAAAGAAACAGAGAGGUGUAAUUGAUCGUAGAGGAUGGAAGAGUUGAUAUAUAUUCAUCGUCUAUGGAUAA